This is a messenger RNA of Erinaceus europaeus (western European hedgehog), 3209 nucleotides long. RefSeq names its product leucine rich repeat containing 41 (gene LRRC41). Lineage: Eukaryota; Metazoa; Chordata; Mammalia; Eulipotyphla; Erinaceidae. Bases 296 to 2737 code for a protein of 813 amino acids. Gene Ontology annotation, cellular component: cytoplasm; nucleus. The transcript is spliced from 10 exons. The record is from RefSeq and is a predicted model, not a curated record.
CGAUUGGCAUGUGCCACCGUCCCUAAGCAGAGAGUAGGGGUGUCUGUUAUUUGCACUGAGGAAAUUUUGCUAAAAAAUAGUUGCUGAGUGUCGUCAGAUACAAAUAUGUUGAUUCAACGAUCUAUGUAAAACAUUUCUUUCCAACAGACCGUGGAAACUAUGCGGACUUAAUCUUCUGUUUCAUCAGCGCAUCUCGCACUCUUCCCUACAACGUUGACUGGAGCCGUCCUAACCGCUGACCUUUUCAAGAUGGCCGUCUGCGACUGCCGCUCUCGGGCUUGCGCACCUCCCCAAGAUGGCGGCGCCCGAGGCCUGGCGCGCCCGGAGUUGCUGGUUCUGUGAGGUAGCGGCGGCAAAGACCAUGGAGGCCACGUCCCGGGAGGCGGCGCCAGCGAAGAGCUCGGCCUCGGGCCCCAGCGCUCCCCCCGCCCUGUUCGAGCUGUGCGGGCGGGCGGUGAGCGCCCAUAUGGGGGUUCUGGAGAGCGGGGUGUGGGCCCUCCCAGGCCCAAUACUGCAAAGCAUCUUACCACUGCUCAAUAUAUAUUACUUGGAGAGGAUUGAGGAAACUGCCCUCAAGAAAGGCCUCUCAACUCAGGCCAUCUGGCGCCGACUAUGGGAUGAACUGAUGAAAACCAGACCUUCCAGUUUGGAAAGUGUGACCUGUUGGCGAGCAAAGUUUAUGGAAGCUUUUUUUUCCCAUGUCCUGCGUGGAACCAUUGAUGUGUCUUCUGACAGGCGUCUUUGUGACCAGCGAUUCUCACCUCUUCUGCAUAGCUCCCGCCAUGUCCGACAGCUCACUAUCUGCAACAUGCUUCAGGGUGCAACUGAGCUGGUGGCAGAGCCCAACCGCAGGGUUCUGGAGACCCUGGCCAGCUCCCUGCAUACCCUCAAGUUCCGCCACCUGCUGUUCUCUGAUGUGGCUGCUCAGCAGUCACUUCGACAGCUGCUGCAUCAGCUUAUUCACCAUGGGGCUGUUAGUCAGGUGUCACUGUACUCCUGGCCUGUGCCUGAGUCAGCACUUUUCAUCCUUAUUCUCACCAUGAGUGCUGGCCUCUGGCAGCCAGGUCCUGGUGGCCCACCCUGUCGCCUUUGUGGAGAGGCCUCACGGGGCCGGGCUCCCUCUCGAGAUGAAGGAUCCCUGUUGCUGGGCUCCCGCCGGCCCCGCCGGGAUGCUGCUGAGCGAUGCGCUGCAGCCCUGAUGGCCUCCCGGCGAAAAAGUGAAGCUAAGCAGACAGCCAGAGCUGCACCUGCCACUCGGGUGACACGCCGGAGCAUACAGGAGACCCUGGCAGCAGGCAGUACAGACCCCAAGAAGGAGCUGCACCCACCAGCCACAUCCUGUGAGGCACUUAGCACCAAGCGGCCACCCUCUGCUCCAGCCACCACCUCCUCUGCCUCCUCCUCUUCCACAUCCUCAUCCAAACGGGGCCCAGCUAGCUCAGCCUCUCAGCCUAAGCCCCUAAAGCGUUUUAAGAGAGCUGCAGGGAAGAAGGGUGCCCGCACCCGUCAGGGUUCUGGUGCAGAAUCUGAAGACCUGUAUGACUUUGUUUUCAUUGUGGCUGGUGAGAAGGAGGAUGGGGAAGAGAUGGAGAUUGGGGAAGUAGCCUGUGGAGCUCUGGAUGGAUCAGAUCCCAGCUGCCUGGGGCUUCCAGCACUGGAGGCAUCGCAAAGAUUCCGCAGCAUUUCCACCUUGGAACUAUUUACAGUUCCACUCUCCACAGAGGCAGCCCUGACACUUUGCCACCUGCUGAGCUCCUGGGUGUCUCUGGAGAGCCUGACACUCUCCUAUAAUGGUCUAGGCUCUAACAUCUUCCGUCUGCUGGACAGUCUGCGGGCCCUGUCAGGCCAGGCUGGAUGCCGCCUGCGAGCCCUGCAUCUUAGUGACCUGUUCUCACCACUGCCCAUCCUGGAGCUGACACGUGCCAUUGUGCGAGCCCUGCCCCUGCUGCGGAUCCUCUCUAUUCGUGUUGAUCAUCCCAGCCAGAGGGACAACCCUUCUGCACCAGGGAACGCAGGGCCCCCUAGCCACAUAAUUGGAGAUGAAGAGAUACCAGAAAACUGCCUGGAACAGUUGGAAAUGGGAUUUCCACGGGGAGCCCAGCCAGCACCAUUGCUCUGCUCUGUACUGAAGGCCUCAGGUUCUCUGCAGCAACUGUCCCUGGAUAGUGCCACCUUUGCCUCUCCCCAAGAUUUUGGGCUUGUAUUACAGACACUCAAAGAGUACAACUCAACCCUGAAGAGGCUGAGUUUCCAUGACAUGAAUCUGGCUGACUGUCAGAGCGAGGUGCUGUUUUUGCUGCAGAAUCUUACUCUGCAAGAGAUUACCUUCUCCUUCUGUCGUCUGUUUGAGAAGCGUCCAGCUCAAUUUCUGCCUGAGAUGGUUGCUGCUAUGAAGGGAAACUCCACACUGAAGGGCCUUCGGCUGCCUGGGAACCGUCUGGGAAAUGCUGGUCUGUUGGCCCUGGCAGAUGUGUUCUCAGACGAUUCAUCCUCCUCUCUGUGUCAGCUGGACAUCAGUUCCAACUGUAUCAAACCGGAUGGGCUUCUCGAAUUCGCCAAGCGGCUGGAGCGCUGGGGUCGUGGAGCGUUUGGUCACCUGCGUCUCUUCCAGAACUGGCUAGACCAGGAUGCAGUCACAGCCAGAGAAGCAAUCCGGCGGCUCCGGGCCACAUGCCACGUGGUUAGCGACUCAUGGGACUCAUCCCAGGCCUUUGCAGAUUAUGUCAGCACCAUGUAAUGGGGCCCAUGCCUCAAAGGCCCAUGCUUAGUGCUAUCAGCUUAUAAGGGCUGAGGCAUGGGCUGCCCACAACUCCAACUCUGUCUGUCACUUUUUUUUUCUUUGCUUUUUUUCCCCCCCCUUCCUUUGCACUGAGGUCUUGGAGGCCUUGAUGGGGCCCAGCAAAAGCAUUUUUCCAUAGCUGGGUUGAGAACUUUUUGGACCCUUACUCAGUACCCUGUGAACCUUGGGCUUAGAAGUUAAAAUGGUCAUCCAUCACUAAGGGCAACUCCUUUAGUGUGCCCCAGGGUUCCUGCUUUCCCUCCUCCAGCUAAGUAUUGGGCUUUAGAGAAGUUAGGAAUGCCCACUGCCAGGUCUCUUCUCUGCUGGGUUUACCAUGCUGCUCCCAGGCCUCAGUCCCUUUCAUGCCUUUCUUUAUUCCUUUUUUUUAACCAAAAUUUUUUCUUAUAAAAUAAAUUUUGGGCAAACAUCA